CUACAAAUUUAACAAAUUAGGGCAAUAUUUGUGAGAAAAGUUAACUGAAAAAUAAAUAGGUGUUUUUAAAAAAAAGUAAUAGAACCAAAGUGUGUAAGAGCUGGAGCAUACGGGACUGAAAAGGUGGCAAUAACAAAAAGCCCGCACUAUGGUCAAAACAACAAAAAAGCGAACAAAAAAUACAGUCUCAGCAAGGGCUCGAUCGGCCGAGAAAGAAAAUGAUGAGGAGCGGGCCUCGGUGGUGGCGCGUUCCGUGGGCCAAGGACCCAUGUAUACGAUUUUAUCAAAUGCACAACUCAACGAGACUUUCCACAAACGCUAUAUUAAGGAAAUGAAGAAACUGUACUCACAGUUGGACCACGAUGCCUUUGUGUUCACAUUCAUAAAAAUGUUGAAGACCGUCCUGGAAGCCGAGGAUCACAACGAGUAUGGCAACACGGCACUCUCAUUUUGUGCCAAAUUUGUCACAUCCUUUGAGUCGGAAAAGACACAUCCAAUGCUUGCAGCAACAUUCAAUUGGCUGCUUUCGACAAAAUCGAACGUCCCGCACAUACGGUAUCGAAUUUGCUUCUUUGUCAAUCUCAUUUUAAAAGAACUUGGACCGUGUGCGGCACUAGACGACACACAAUGCGACCAAAUCCUCAACUAUAUGCUCGACCGGUUAACUGAUAUUGCUGCCAGUGUGCGGAAACAGGCCGUGCUGGCUAUGCAGCGUCUUCAAAUGCCAGAAAACCCAGACGAUCUCGUGCUGCGUGCCUAUCAGUACCAUCUAAGUUCCGACCCCUCGUCCAGUGUGCGGCAGUGCGUCAUCACGUGCAUGGGGCGGAAUUAUUUGACGGUGCCGUAUAUUUUAGAGCGCCUGUGGGACGUUGAUGAGAAAGUGCGUCGCCACACUUACCUAAACAUGUGCAACUAUCCCGUGCGGUCCUACAAAGUAUCACAACGUCUGACGUUGAUGGAACAGGGCCUGAACGACAACUCCGAGAGCGUGCGCAAGGCAGUUGUCAACUAUAUGAUAAAGCAAUGGAUCGAAUCAUAUCAGCGCAAUUUUGUUGCGCUUACAGCAGCGUUGAAAUUGGACUCCAAUGAGGAGGAAUUGCUUCGGUAUAAGCGCGUCGCCGGCCAAAUGCUGGAGGUCAUAUUUGAGCAGACAGAUAACGCCGAACUGUUGGCCCAGCUACCACUGAGCGAAGAUUGCGAGCUGCAUCGUUGCGUACCGCAUGAGGAGCUAACGGUCGAAUUGGUUCUCUACUGGCAAUGUCUCAGUGGUUACUUACAGCGGACGCAUGCUGAUGAGUGUGACCAAGUGCUUCCCGAAUUAAGCGUCUUCUGUGCCUACGUUGAAAAAUUUUGUCACUUCCAAAAACCAGACAUGGACAAGUUCGCGCAAGUUGAAUUUCAAUGCAUGUUGUUGUCGUUGGUAGAAAUUCUGCAUUCUUACGAUCUGGGCGAUGAAAUCGGCCGCAAUAACUUAAAGCUGCUCAUCAAACAACUGCUAAAAGAUUGCCUACUUGAUCACAAGAUUGUCAGUGUACUAGUACGAUCUAUGGAGCAGCUGAUUACCGAUGUGAACGAAAGAAUGCAAUGCUUUCUCGAGAUCAUCUACGAAAUUUGUGAACUAAAUUCGAAACAGAACGAUUUGGUCCACGAUCGUAAUUUGAUGAAUAAGUUGCUGGACGACUUGGAUACCACCUUGAAAAUGAAGGUUUCAUCGCUGAAGCUUAAGAUUCUCGAACUUGAGGAGCAGGAAGAGGUAUUUGUGCGUCAAAAGGAGUAUAUCCGAGCGCAGGCUGUGAAUGAUGAAAAAGUUUCCGUAACAGAGGAGUAUACGGAACUAAUCAGGCCGCUUCUCGAGAAGCAUGGCAUUGUGGAGCUGACGGUUGUGCCAAAGCUUUCAAAGAAAGAACGCAUUAUAAAGAGCCUGUAUAUGGCGCACUAUCUAGUUGCUUCGGUGCACGUGAAAUCCCUAAGUCCCAGUUUGUGCAAGCUAUAUAAGGAUCUAAUUUGUCGCCAAAUGGCUUCCACGGAAACAGAAAUUUUCGAAUGGGCCAUUAAAUGCGGCACUACAUUCAGCAUGCUAUAUGAAUCCUACGCCAAGGAGGUAUUCGAGGUCCUUAUCGAUCAAUUUUACAAAGAUAAUAACUUGGAACUAUGGGAAACUUCGGCCACCUGUAUUUUCAUGCUUAUGGAUCACUAUGGCGUUGAGAAUUUUAUUGACAUCAAUCAAAUUGGACAACCACUUAAAACCAAGCGUCGUCAGCUAUACACAAUGCAAGACUUUUUUGAUGGUGAGGAGGAUAAAUCGCAGCAGAGCUCCGAGCAGAAUACAGACAUUAUUGGCAUGAUGGGCCAUUUUGUGGAAAGAGUGGUAGACAAGGGCAUUGGACUUGCCAUGGUUAAGGGCCUCUGUCGCCUGGUAUUGCGUCGUCAAUUGGACGAUCGUGCCGAUGUUCACGAGAAGCUCCUAAAGCGAUACUUCAAUCCAAAUACUGAGCCGAUUAUUAGUCAAGCACUAGGUGAAUUUUUCCAGCAAAUUAUGGCUGGAAGAAUGCAACACAUAUUACAACCUUGUCUUCUCCCCACGGUGUGGUCCAUCUUCAACUGUAGCUUUGAUUCCCCCCUGCACGAUGUUUUACCUGAAAACGUGACGAAAUUUAUAAUCGAUCUGACCCACCAGGAAGUGAGCACUCCAAUAAACAAUAUACACAACAAAAUCGCCCUUAGCUUCUUGGAUUACAUUCACAAAUAUUUUACGGAACGCAAAGAAAUGUGUCGUCUCUUGGCCAAGGAGCUGACCAAUCUACAAUUAAAUGUGCGUCUAAAUGCAGAAAUAAAGGCCGAAUUACAAGAGAUGGCAGACAAGCUAAUACAGAGUGAACUCGAGCCACGAAUGAUACGCAACAUUGUAAACUUCAAAGGCAUGUUGGAUGGCAAUUUCAAUCCGCCCUUUAUUCGGCAAGACGGCAAUGAAAGUGAUGAUGAGUGCGACAGUGUCACGGUGACCACUACAUCAGAAAACACUCAAGCGCCGGUAACUGAAAGCGAAGAAAUUACUCCAGCAGCAAUUCCACAAGAUAAUAUUGAGCGGCCGCCUGAAGACACGAAUCAAGUUGCAACGACCACAAGUACAACAGAGAGCGACCCACCAACAGCAGAGCAAGUGCUUACCACAUUUGGGCAGGAUAAUCAAGUAGGAAUCCGCUUUCUGCGUAGAUCGCUGCACAAAUCUAUCAGUCAUUCGGACGCGGAAAGCGUUGCUGGUAGUGACAGAACACGCAAAUCAAAGACACCCGCGCGCAAACCUACCCAAGACGAAGAAAACAAAGCCAGUGAAAUAAGCAAACGAAAUUUACGCAGACCGCAAACGCAGCGGCGUUUAGAACAUGCAAUGGCGCGCGCCUCUAAAACGCCAGAAAAGGCGCCUAGUCCGAGAGUUGACAAUUCGAGCUCCAGUUCUUCCACGGAUACGGAUACGGACACAUCGGAGGUUAUAGCCGCAUCACCAACAUCGGAAUCACCAAAUGUCGUAGGAAAUGCAAGUCGUCUGCGUCUGCAGCGAUCGAUGCGCAAUAGAAAUACCAGCCAACACCCAAUGGCCGCCAGCAAAUGCAAAGUUCUACAUCUUGAAAAGCACACGCCAUUGCGCAAUGGACGCAAACGUUUAUUACGCAAAUCCCCGCCGCACUCCAAGACGCAGUCCUCAGACAGCGCAACGUCUCCAAACCGGAUAACACCGCGACGCAAAUUGCAACGCAUCGAGACAGUCGUCAAGCAGCACCAGGUGCCUAAAAUACAGAGCAGCAUUGUUGCCACAAAUUCAACAAUAGCAACAGCCAGUCCGACGGAUAGCACAUCAUCCGUCAAGGAAAAUAAGGCGCCUACAAGAGCCACUAUCGCCGCAGUAAGCUCACCCAAGCCCAGUGAACCCACGAGGCGAAUGACGUCGAGAUCAAUGCAUGCACCAAGCACCACCGGCACACCCAUCACUGUCGUAAUCACACGGAAUUCGGCGCGAAACCUGCGCAUAAAUUCCAUGUGUAUGACACGCAAGCGCAUGUCCCAGGAGCUGAAUGUUAGUGGUGGUCAGUUAAAGGUAUCAACGCCAAAAAGAGUGCAGCGAUCGUCGAGGGCCGAAUUAGCAGCAUCAAACAAAAGGAUGAGCACCAACAGAAGGAGCAACAGCACCACAAAAGCAAGUGAGGCCAACAGUAGUAGUGCGGGAGAAAACAAAGGUGCAUCCACAUCCAGCAGGUCGACACGCACGAGGGCACUCGGAGCAGCAACAGUAGCACCCAAAACACGCGCGCGACGGAAAUAGCGACUAUUCUCAACCUGACCAACGCCAGUCUAUUCUCAAAUUAUUCAAAUAACAUUAAUUAUACGCCUCGAUUGUUAUUAAUUUUUGAGUGUUGUGUGCUUAGGUCUGAACUAUUUGCCCAUGUGCUGGUAUGGCACAUUGUAUAUUUCAUUUCAUAGUAUAUGUAUAUGUGUUUAUUUGUAAGUUUAAAUAUUUUUUAUAUAGCAAACAUCUCAAUAAUUCGAUCAGAACAAACAGUACGUUAUAGACAUUUAGGCCCCACUAUCUUAGCUAGUAAAUUUUGCAUGUUAUAUGUAUUUUGAAAAAAUAUAUAGUCUCCAAACGCUA
Scaptodrosophila lebanonensis is the source of this 4645-nucleotide messenger RNA. RefSeq names its product condensin complex subunit 3 (gene Cap-G). Bases 149 to 4318 code for a protein of 1389 amino acids. NCBI's taxonomy places the organism in Eukaryota, Metazoa, Arthropoda, Insecta, Diptera, Drosophilidae. Gene Ontology annotation, cellular component: condensin complex; condensed chromosome; cytoplasm. The record is from RefSeq and is a predicted model, not a curated record. The transcript is spliced from 9 exons. Gene Ontology annotation, biological process: mitotic chromosome condensation.